Acanthoscelides obtectus is the source of this 7230-nucleotide messenger RNA. NCBI's taxonomy places the organism in Eukaryota, Metazoa, Arthropoda, Insecta, Coleoptera, Chrysomelidae. The record is from the annotation of a GenBank genome assembly.
GUCUUCAGUAGCAAUCGCCAGUUUGUACAAUGACAAUUAUUGAUACGGGUGUACUAAACGCCACAGCGCCAAUAGGCGCUGCUGGAUUCACUUUAUCAAAGCUAUUACCAACCAACUUUAGCAAUGCUGUGGUUGACCUGCCAACCAACUAUCAGUACUUCACACAGGGUGGAAUUCGUAGUGGUCUAAGCGCUGAUGGGUCAAGGUUCAAACUCAAUGGAAAGGAGGUGUUCAUCUACAGCGGGGCGUUUCACUAUUUCAGAGUGCCGAGGCAGUAUUGGAGAGACAGGUUGAGAAAAAUGAGAGCUGCGGGAUUGAACACCGUUGAGACGUAUGUGCCAUGGAAUUUGCAUGAACCAAGAUCAGGCCAUUAUGACUUCGGCGAUGGACGCAACGACAUGUCCGACUUUCUUCAUCUCCAGGAGUUCAUGAAGGUGGCUCAAGAAGAAGACCUCUUCGUCAUAGCUCGCUCAGGACCCUUCAUCUGCGCCGAAUUCGAGUUUGGAGGCCUGCCCAGCUGGCUGUUGAGAGAAAGUGAUAUUGAAGUCCGGACCUCAAAUCCUACGUAUAUGAAAUACGUCACAAGGUUUUUUAAUGUUUUGAUGCCAAUCCUAGCUGCACUGCAGUUCACCAGAGGAGGUCCGAUCAUUGCCUUUCAAGUGGAGAAUGAGUACUCCAUUUCUGGGAAGCACGACUUAGAGUAUCUGAAGCUGCUUAGGAAUCUGAUAUUGAGCCACGGAAUUAAGGAAUUACUAGUUACAUCCGACAAUCCAAGAUAUGGGACCUAUGGAUCCUUACCGGACCUAUUCCUUAUGACAGGAAACUUCGAUGAUCACAUAGAAGGCAACUUGAUCAUGAUACAGAAAAACAACCGACCGAAUAGACCAAUCAUGGUGAUGGAAUACUGGGGAGGGUGGAUGGACUUCUGGGGAGACAAUCACACUGAAAAGGGUGCUAGUCUGUACAGAUACAACUACGAACACAUCCUGAAGCACCCAGCAUCAGUCAAUGUCUACAUGUUUGUUGGUGGAACCAACUUUGGUUUUCUGAAUGGAGCACAGAAUUUCAAAUAUGAUGAUUGGAAUACUGAUUACCAUUCUGUCACCUCAAGCUACGACUAUCUGUCACCAAUAAGUGAAUCAGGAGAUGUGACUGAGAAAUAUUGGAUAACAAAGGAGCUUCUCGAAAAGUACAACCCCAUCAAGACGAAACUACCUCCUGUGCCUGCAAAUCCAGAGAAAAUCAUUUACCCUAAUGUCAAAAUGACUCAACAAUUGUAUUUGGACGAUCUUCUAAAAACCGUCAAACCCAUCUCGUCAAAAAAUGUGGUACCAAUGGAGUUCUUGGACAUAAAUGGCAAUAGCGGACAGAGUUAUGGAUACAUUGUUUAUCGUAAGACAAAUGUGAACAUACCUGCAAAUGGUUCUCUGUUGAUUGAAGGAAGAAUCUGCGAUACAGCUAUGGUAUUGGUGGAUGGUGUUCUAGUCUCACCGUGGCUUGAGAAAUCAGCUGAUCUGAAUAAGUUUGGAACCUCCAACAUACUAAAUUCGUACAUCACAUUAUCUGGGAAAGAGGUAAUAAAUGCUACGAUUGAUAUAGUGGUAGAGAAUUGGGGCAGAGUCAAUGUAGGGACCUACAAGCAACUGAAAGGACUAUGGCAGGGUCAAGUCAAGCUUAAUAAAAAAUACCUGUACAAUUGGGGAAUAUACCCACUGGAGUUCAAAGGAGAAUGGACAAGACGUCUUAGAAAUUGGCACUUGAAGAAUACAGGAAGUCCAGGUCCAAUCUUAUACAGGGGAUACCUGCAGAUUGACGGUACACCACAGGAUACAUUUGUGCAUAUGGAAAAGUGGGUUAAAGGAAUUGUGAUAGUAAAUGGGUUUGUUAUUGGGAGAUACGCUCAUAUGGGGCCAGUACAAACGCUUUAUCUGCCUGCAACUGUCUUAAUGAGCGGCAGUAACACAAUUGACGUAUUUGAACACUACAAAGGCAUUGGGGACGUAGAGUUCUCAGAUAAACAUGUAUACCACCAGUAUUAAACGCAGAUUCCUUAAACUAUAUUGUUUCGUUUGCUUAAAUUGACAUAGCCUUGUUACAUUCCAAAAGCUUCUUUUACUGAGCGUCGGAAGUCAAAACGUGGAGAAGAGCUGACACUGGCAAACCCUAGAGGCGAUAUUGCAUUUUUGACCGUUGAUAUUAAUUAUUAGGGUGUUUCUCUACUAACUGGAAAGUUGCCCAUACAAAACUGCCCCUACCAUAUUAUUCUUAUAAAUUAAGAAAAUAUAUUGAUAAAUCAAGUGAUACUAACUAAAGUAAUAUGCCGGUUCAAAAGCCCACACACAAUGCUAUUUGUUUUCGAAUUAUGAACGAAGUUAUAAAAAAUGACGAGGAACGUUUAUGAGGGAUAAAACAACAUGUUUUAAUCUAAUGUAAGCAAUCGAACCCCUUGUUUCUAUUUAUUUUAACUACACUAAAAUAAAGUUUGGAUAUUUAGGAAAAAACAAUGUCUAAAAUUUAUUUUCUCAAAACGAUACAGCUUCGGAGCUAAGAAGCUUUAUUUAACCUAACUAGUAAAUUUUAUAGUGACUCUUACAGCUUACAGCAAAUCUACUAUUGCACUCUAGGUAAAUAUCAAUCUAUUUUUAAAAUACUGGUACAGUUACUGGAAAGUAAUAAAACAAUCCUUUCCUUUUUGGAGUUAGAUCUGGGUUUGGUAACUUUUCCAACAUAUGGUCCAAGUCACCUCAUCUUCCUUUUAAUCAAUUUGAUUUAUCAUUGCAGCAUGUCGGUGUUCUGCUUUUUUGACGGAAAACUUUACUACUUUUCUAAAACAGAGCUGGUAUCUAAGUCAACUGCUGGACCAAAUUCAUCUGCGACUUCUACGACUCUGAGUUUUCCCUGGUCUUCAUAUUUUGCUUGUACUGUGUCUACAAAAGUCGUUCGUAUCUUAAACGUUCGGCCAUACGUUUUUAUUCUAAGAUUUUACCCUGUUUUUGGGUGGCUCUCUUUUGGCUGGAAUCGAGAAUUAACUGAAAGAAAUUCAAUAUUUUGCAAAUUACUAAUCACCGCAGUAUCGCCUGGCUAAAUAAGCUUGAAAUUGCCUGAAAGAAACUCUACCCUGCAGCAGGAAACAGUUCCCUGUUCAAAAAAUUGUCAGGGGAUUGUGCCCAGAGGACUGUUAUUUUAACAAGGAAUGUUUCUUGGCAUACAGUCAUUCAAGAAUCAUAUAAAAUGAACAGAUAUACGAGCCCCUUCCCACUUCAGUUGGCCCACUUAAAGAUUUCUACCAAAAUAUGCCUUUAUAAACUAAACAUGACGAAACUAUUUACUUCUAAAACAAUUUAUUUUCUCAAAAACAUUUUAGACACACUCUAGUCGUAAAAAAUACAUACUUGAAAUCAUUUAGAUCUAUAACUAAUAGAACAUCUGAACAAAUAAACAAUGUGCGAAUAAAUGCGCGAAGUUAAAAAAGCAACAAUUGAAAGAUUACCAUUGGGUAACAUCACCUUUAUUUUUUAUUACGGCUGAAAUUCUUUGGGGCAUAGUGUUAACCAAUUUUUGGCAAAAAAGCUUUGGUCUCAGUUCGGUGAUUGUUUGAGCAGGAUGUUGUACUAUGAGAAAAAGUUCAUGUUCGCAAGUUUGAACUAAAUAUUUCGCAGUUGAUUCACUUGGAAAUUCCAUGAAAUUGUUGCAAACAAGUGGCCCAGGCCAGGGGUGGCGAUUUUUCGCUAAAGUAGCGAUCUAACAGCUUCAAAUAGCUACUAAAAUGAAUGACUUGAGAAUUGGCUAUUUUAAUGUCACCCAGUAUCUAGCAGUUUGGGGAUAUUUUCACUUUUAUGGGUUGGUGAUUUGACUAGCGAUCGAAGCUUCACCAGAUGCAAUUCUUAUUUUUACAUCUACCCUUUUUAGAUAGUUAGCUAUGCGGUUUUGCCAAAAACAUUGCGAGACCAUUGAAUAGGUCGUGGUCCACUCCACCCUUAGGUUAAUUAUACCAUGAACUGUUUCUGCAGAAUUAGAGGUUUUACGUGUAACUUUAGUCAUAUAGUGGUUUGGCAGAUAAAAGAUCUUGUAAGCGAAAAAAAUUACAACAGUCAAAGUGCAGCAACUCAUGCUACACAUGUUUACCGUUUCUCCAUCUAUAGCUGGAUCUACACGGCUUUAAAAUGAGCACAAUCGGGAGUCUCAAGUUAUUCCACGUAUAUUUCAUGUCUCUAUAGGAUUUCAUUUUUCAUUGAUUGUGUGGAGCUGACGCGUGUAUUUUUAUUAUUUUGGAAACAUACCAUGUGCGAGAGAUGUAGUUUUACCGCUGUGGUUAUAAAAAUUUACUGUCGACUGGCUGAAUAAAAGCUUUACUGUUAUGAUUCGUGAUCGUUUUGGAUUGAUAACGUCCCAAACCGCAAAGCACAUGUGUUAGAUACAUUUCAGAUACACUACAUUGUCUCUACGUUAGUCGUCGAGAUAGUAACUAGAAAAGCGCUAUUUGACUAUCUUUUAGAUGUACAAAACGGCAGAGAAAAGAAUGACUUUCUUGUAUCGUAUUGACACAACUCUGGCUUAAGUUUUAUACUCUGUGUACACGGUAAUAUUACAAUGGCAAUUCAGAAAGCCUCAGUACUGCGUGGAAUAGGAUGACCAUCAUCAUGUAAAGAUACAGCCUGCGCAACUUGUUCCGGUGGAUAUGAUUCGCACGAUUUUUUUCAAAACAGCAUACAUUCUUCAACAAUUGAGAUAUUGACAUAAAUCAAAAAAAUAGCUGUUGAGAAAAGUUGAGGCUCAAAAUAUUCAUACGAAGACACAUUAUUUAGUAAUCCAAUGACAAAAGGCACCAUUUAGUUACACCCUGUAUAACAACAAACAUUUUAAUUUUUUUUGUAAUAUCGACAGUCGUUAAUCACGACACGUAAAAAUUUAACGGAGUUGAGGAAAAGAUUAAAAAGUUAUUUAAAAUUUAAUUUGAACAAAAUUUUGUUUGUCCGGUUAAUUUUGCGUGGCAGUUUAUGAGGAUAAUUUCGAAAUUAGAUUUUCGGCUACUAAUAAUAAUAAUAAUAAUAAUAAUAAUUUUCGGAUACUAAUGAACGAAAAAUCUAUGAGCAGGGAGUUCUUUCGUCAAAUGUGGACAUAAUAGUUACCCAAAAUUCACAGGUCUUAGAAAUAAUGUGUGUUCUGGUGACUUAUCUUAAAGUAACAAAAUAUGAAAGCAAUUAGUGAAUGUUCAUGUCUUAAUAUUAAAAAGAGAAUAUUUCAAAUAUGGCCGGUUUCAGAAUUUAAUUUCCACGAUGUAGGUCGAAAUAGCAUGCAUUUUUAACUUUAUAGUUGAGUUUAUACGCUAUUUUAGACCUAACAAUUACUUAGGGACCAAAUUCCAAAUAAAGGUAAAACGAGGCGUUGGUCUUUACUUUGAAUAAACAUUCUGACAUUUUGACCAGCGCUUCAUCGGAGGAUUUGGGGACCUAUUUGUAAAUCUGAUUUACAAGAAAUUAUUUUUUCUGGAUGUAACACUUCUAAUGUCACUAAGUACAUUUCCGAUUCCAAAACCAUACGGUCGAAAACUUAGCAGCAGUAAACGUUGCGGCUGCUAUAAUCUUCUGACUAUAUCUAAAAAAAGGUUGCUAGCUCAACAAUUAGAGCAGACAUAAAACUUUUGACGUAGUGUGGCCCUAAUUUUGAUCAACCGCACCACUAUUGUGCUUACAAAAGCUCUGAAGGUUCCAUGCUGUAAUGCCUAUUAUCAACAACGUAAACUUCUUUGUGUGUGUGUGUGUGUGUGUGUCGGACUUAUUAUUACAUCCCAUAAUCAACGAAAUGGCGUCGUGUGUAAGACAACACUCUUUCAAGAGCCUUUUUGGAGUUUUUGUUGCCUUUAACAAUGUAAACGGAGUGAUUCUUUUGUCACAACGUAAUUAAGUUAGCUCAUGCUUUGUUCGCUGUGUAUGCCAUAUAUAUUACAUUUGUUAUUUCGGAAGAAUUUCGCCGUGGGUGAGGGUUUGUUUUUUGUUAGUGGAUAUGUGGGCGUGAAAAUCGGGUAUAAUGGAAAGAAGAAUUGGGGUACUCCUUACUGACUAAUGGUCACAGGGUUUCGUAAUGUUGCGAGAUUUUAUUUUUAGCUUAUGCGUUUGCCACCAGUAAACACAGAAAGAAGAGUAACAUGUGUAGGAAAUGAAAUUACUAAUCUGAAGACUGACAGUCUUAAUUUGUUUAUCAUAUGUUUUGUUAUAACAACAAGCAAAUCAAGAACCUACUAUAUCUCAUAACUUGGUGUCAGCAAAGCUCUCAUAUGAAGAGCGUAUACAGGAAGGUUUAAUUUGACUUAAAUUUUUUUUAGACAAGCUAGGAGCUGGGUUCAGAGGUGACUGGCAUACUCGAUUUUCCAUGACCAUGGCUCCUCAGCUGUCCAGGGUACAUAUGCAAAGUUAUAGGCUAUUUAGAGCUUUGGAAACGUCUCCUCUAAAAACACCAUAACUAAGGUCACAAAUAGUUGAUAGCGCUUAAUGUCAUUGUGUAACUCAUCAGGAGGCCUAACGACUGCAAAAGUUUCAAAACAGCUAUGUCCACUUCAUAUCUGGAAUACCCCUGAGAGAAGGAAUCGCCAAACAUCUCAAAAAAAAGAAAUGGUUGACCAUGCAACCAAGAUGGGUAGUACACCUCCUUUCAUAUCUACAAACCAUUCUUACAAUUGAGACACCGAUCUACCUAUACAAUCAGCUAUCAAUAUCACAACUUGCAUUUGCUCUAAGUUGGUUCCACCACACAGAACCAAAUUUAAAAAAGAAAUCUUCUCUGGCAUGGCAACAUCACUAUACAGCAGUCUGCCUGUAAGGCUCAAGACUUGAUCAUUACGAUCUUGUAGGGAUAAAAUUAAGGACUUCAUUGAUAGAAUCCCUAUUACUGUAGGGCAGACGUAAAUAGUAUCACGUGCAGUUUGAUACAAUUCCGAGUUAACAGCAUCAUUAAAGUACAUUAGUUUGGAUUUUAGGCUUUUAUUGUAGCAAAUAAUCGUAAGCAUCAGACUGUCGGCUAUCAAUAUGUGUAAUUAUAGAAAUGUAAUACAACCAUUUAGGCCAGUGUUGUUAUCAUUACUUGGUUUUAUUAUUAAUCGUAACAUUUCGACUUAUGAAAUGAUAUACUGAUUGUUUCAAUCUUUUCUGAUGUAUUUGAUUUUAAACAAUUUAAUUUGAUGUUCCUGCAUUCUUUAUUAUUCCAAUGUUUCGGCUAUUCGACGAUUUUUUUACU